Molecule: messenger RNA, 294 nt
Organism: Thelazia callipaeda (thelaziosis nematode)
Lineage: Eukaryota; Metazoa; Nematoda; Chromadorea; Rhabditida; Thelaziidae
Source: the annotation of a GenBank genome assembly
AUGGUCGGUUACAUUGAAAAGCAACAGAGAAACAAUAAUGGAGACGAAAAUAUAACGAGGAAUUCUCCAAGGUUUCUUGAUGUGGAAGGACUAGAAGUAAAUUCAGCAAAGUCAGCCACUAAUACCGAGGUAUGUGCUGAUAAAGCGGCGCUAUUGGAAGGAACUCAAGGAUACAAAUACCUUGGAAUAGUGGAAGAGAGGACUAGUGCACCUGCCCGUGAACGCUGCGAGGAAGUCCGUGCAGAGAUUUUAAUAAGAAUUGAGCGGUUAGCCAGAACAGCACUAAAUUGCUAG